AUGUCCAAAUGGUGGGAGACGAUAAACAAAUUCAGAGGAAGAAAAGGAGAACAACAAAAGAACGAAAUAUCUGCAAAUCAAUGGGUGGAACACUUCGAGAAGCUGCUGAACAGGGAUGACGGGGCAAUAGAUGAUGAGGAAGAUGAGACAGAGCCGUGGUGCGGAGAGGGCGAAGACCUGGAGUCAGUAGAUCCAAGACUGGACGAGAUAUACAUGGUAAGAGAAGUGAGGAUGACACUGAGAAAGCUAGGGAACAAUAAGGUUGCAGGGGAGGACGGGAUAGCUGCAGAAUUCCUGAAAAAUGUAUCGCAGGAUGUUGAAACUGAUCAAUCGGCUGAUACAAGUUUUCAUAAUAAAAAUGAUUCAGUUGUAGAACCACGCUUAAAUAAUGUAUAUGAAACUGAUCGCAGUGAUGGAACAGACGAGGAAUAUAGUAAUAGAGAUGAAAAAAAAAGUAAUGAGAGUAAAGAAGAAGACAGUGAUGAUGAUGACAAUGAAGAUAUUGACUGUUUAAACAAAAACAAUACUGAAGAAGAAAAAAAUGACAUUUAA
This is a messenger RNA of Microplitis demolitor, 552 nucleotides long. RefSeq names its product protein PFC0760c-like. The transcript is spliced from 2 exons. The coding region runs from base 1 to 552 and encodes 183 amino acids. NCBI's taxonomy places the organism in Eukaryota, Metazoa, Arthropoda, Insecta, Hymenoptera, Braconidae. The record is from RefSeq and is a predicted model, not a curated record.